Molecule: messenger RNA, 1475 nt
Organism: Aspergillus eucalypticola CBS 122712
Lineage: Eukaryota; Fungi; Ascomycota; Eurotiomycetes; Eurotiales; Aspergillaceae
Product: Clr5 domain-containing protein
Exons: 2
Coding region: 241-1332 (363 amino acids)
Source: RefSeq, a predicted model, not a curated record
UCCCUGAUCUUCCUCUUCCCUAUCUCAUCUGUGUAUAUCAUCUACCUUCUCUCUUCUCAUAAGGCCUCUCAAGUGUCUUCUCUCUCCGUCCCUCUUUUCUUUUUUUGAUCUACACGGUUCAACCAGUCAUUGAACCUUAAGAGUCCUGAGGCCUCACCUCUCUCUCUCAUCUUCAUACUUGAAUAUCCUUCUCUCCUUCGCAACUCCAAAACUUACAUCUUCAACAAGAAGUAACCGAAUAUGAAGAACUCAAUCCCAUCUGACGUGUGGGAGAGGAAGAAGGCUUUGAUUGCCAAGUUAUACAAGGAUGAAGAAUGGCCUUUGAAGCAGGUCAUCAAGCAAAUUCGUUCCGAUGAUUUCAACCCAAGUGAGACUCAGCUGCGGAGUAGAUUGAAGAAGUGGAGGGUCACCAAGCCCUCUCGCCAGACACGCAAGAAAUCCGACGACAGCCAACAGGAGACUACCGGAGAUGACAGUGGUCAAGAAGAUGCAUCCCCAAAGGCCCAGUCUUCCACAGCCUCCCCCAAAGCACGCCCCCCUCUUCGCUCAGUCGCAUCAGACAUCUCUGUCACCGAACCGGAAUGGUACAUGGCCAAUAGUGCAUACACGCACCAUGAGGACCUGCCUACUACAGUUUGCCUUGAUGGACAAAACAUCUCCAAUGUGUGGGCCCCCAUGAUGAGCCCUUCCCAGAAGCAGCGGGAUCCUUCCCACGCCUCUUCCGUGAUGGUCCUUCCUAGCUCCAACUCAUAUGACUCACCGCACACGUCGCCAUUGAUGGACAGCAUGUUGGCCAACCAAACAUCAAGCAUGGCGUCGCCUUUCCAUGAUCCUUCCUUUGCUGUCACCACGGACUGCAUGCAAACACCCGCGACAACAGCUGGACCAAUCCAGUGGUCAAUUCCUCAGUGGUACUCGAUGCCUCUUGAGGCUGGCAGUCCAUUCUACACUGCGGCACCACUGAGCCCUCCUAUCGAUCCCGCCAUGCACCUGAUGACACCACACGCCCAGACACCGCCGCCUUCUAGUAUCGGGCGGCAACAUAUGGCCGACCUAAACGAGGGGCCUCAGUCAUGGAAGCGUGCUAUGUCUGCUCCAUAUGUUCAGGAUACCGCUGGCGGGCAUCCGAGAUUGGAUCAGAAGGGCUCGCAAACACGGCCACUUGACCGGAAGGCUUCUAUCCAACCGAAGUCGGCUGGUCAACCCGCCAUGGGGAUCGUGUCUCCGUCCGCUUUCUAUCCCCAUGGUCAACAUCCUGCUAUGUGUGCGCCCCUCUACCCGUAUCCUGGACCGGAGUCACUUGUGCACAGGCCUCAGAGCAUCGACUUUUAAGCAUUACCAGGAGCACGUCGCUUUAUUUGUGUGAAACUAAUAUUUUCUCAUACUGGACCCUUGGUUUGCAUGCAUUGGUCUAGUCACCUUGACACAUUUUUGAGGUUGAUCUAUUCUUCUCACUUGUAACUUUUUGCCUCUCG